AUGUUCAAAUAUUAUAUUCGCACUUAUUCCAAUUUUAAUUUAUUAUCAAACAAAAAUUUAUUAUUUCGUUUUAAAACUACACCUAAUUAUUUUUCAAAUAAUAAAAUUAAUAUAUUACAAAAUGUUAUAAAAUCAAAUCGUUUUGUAACAAAUAUAACAAAUUUAUCGAAAAAUGAUAAUAUUAUUAAAGUUUAUUCUGGUCCAUUAUCUGGUACAGCUAAAAAGUUAAAGAUUCUUUCUAUGGCUUCUUUAAUUGGUACAAUCGCUUUAACUCCAUUUAUUAUGAUUGUUGAUGCACCAAUUGGAUUGGGAGCUAGAAUAAUUUUCAUUAUUAUGGCAUUAUCAACUAGUGCAUUAUCAACAGGAUUAAUUCAUUUGUGUUUUUCCCCAUACGUUAGAAAUAUUUAUUAUAAUCAAUCAAUAUCUUCAAAUCAAUCAUCAGAUAUUCCAUCUCUUAAAAUAACUCCUGAUUCAUUUCUAACAUUUGAAACUUUAACUUUAUUUGGCAGAUCAAAUUUUACAACUUUACCAAUAAAAUCACUCGAGCCUUCUUUUAGAUUUUUUACUACUUGGAAUGUAAAAAAAUUAUAUGAUAGUGAGUUAACUGCAAUGACAAAGAGAGGUAAACAAUUGAAACCAAAAAAGUUAUUUUAUGUUCAUAGUGAAUUAUGUGAUAAUAAAGUUAUGCAAGGGGUAAUUAAUAAUGUUGGUAUUAAUUAA
Rhizophagus irregularis DAOM 181602=DAOM 197198 is the source of this 720-nucleotide messenger RNA. RefSeq lists its product as uncharacterized. The record is from RefSeq and is a predicted model, not a curated record. Gene Ontology annotation, cellular component: mitochondrial membrane. Gene Ontology annotation, biological process: mitochondrial proton-transporting ATP synthase complex assembly. NCBI's taxonomy places the organism in Eukaryota, Fungi, Glomeromycota, Glomeromycetes, Glomerales, Glomeraceae.